Molecule: messenger RNA, 2298 nt
Organism: Lepisosteus oculatus (spotted gar)
Lineage: Eukaryota; Metazoa; Chordata; Actinopteri; Semionotiformes; Lepisosteidae
Source: RefSeq, a predicted model, not a curated record
AUGGACAGUGGGGGUCUCCAGAUCAGGCUGGAUGGCAGCAGCUGCUCUGGAAGAGUGCAGGUGGAGUCUGAGGGCCAGUGGGGCAGUGUGUGCAGUCAUUCCUGGGACCUGCGCGACGCAGAGGUGGUCUGUAAACAGCUGGGCUGUGGGGCGGCUGUGUCUGCUCCCCAUCUUGCCCACCCCCAGACUGCCCCUGAGGACAGGGUCCUCAACAAGGUGGGCUGCCUGGGGAUCGAGGCAGAACUGGGAGAGUGCAGGGCUGGACGUCUGGGCUCCAAGGACUGUCAACACCCCUGGGAUGCAGGAGUCAUUUGUGCAGAUCACCGGGAGCCCCGGAUUGUGGGGGGUGAGGAUCCUUGCUCUGGGCGAGUGGAGAUACAGUUUGGAGAUGAGUGGGGGACACUGUGUGACUCAGGCUGGGACCUGCAAGACGCCAGUGUGGUGUGCAGACAGCUGCAGUGUGGAGAGGCAGUGGCCAUUCCUGGAGGGGCUCGCUAUGGGGAAGGGAAGGGCCCUGUGUGGGACAAGCAGCUUGACUGUCAGGGAAAUGAGUCCAUUGUGUUCGAGUGUCCAGUGUCCACUGAGAAAACACAAAACUGCUCCCACAGAAACUACGCCAGUGUUGUCUGUUCAGGACAGGAAGGUCCCAGGUUGGUGGGGGGAGAGAGCCGCUGUGCUGGGCGAGUGGAGGUGCUCCAUGGAUCACAGUGGGGUUCACUCUGCGAGCGCGACCUGGAGUGGCAAACUGCUGAGGUAAUUUGCAGACACCUCCAAUGUGGGGGAGUCAAGGCCACCCCUAGAGGAGCCCCCUAUGGAGUGGGAAGUGUCCCCCUGUGGAAGGACAGAUACCAGUGCAGUGGGACAGAGGGGCGCCUGGGGGACUGCCCUGUGUCCUGGGGCCAGGAGGAGUGUGAGCAGGUCAGCGUCGCCAGUGUGGUCUGCUCAGAUGAAGACUGGCUGGUGCGUCUGCAGGGGACAGACAGUCAUUGUGAGGGAAGGGUGGAGAUUCUCAUGAGCGGCUUGUGGGGAAGAGUUUUAGACUCAGACUGGGAUUUACAGGAUGCCAACACUGUCUGCAGGAGCUUGAGCUGUGGAAGCACUCUGAUGGCCUACAUUUCUACUAUGUAUGGUGAUGGAAAUGAGCCUGUGCUGUUAACUGAAGUGGACUGUAAAGAAAAUGAAUCUGUGCUACAGAACUGCUCUUUCACACUGAGCUCUGGAUCAGUCAACACCAGUGGGGGUGUGGGGGUGCUCUGCUCAGAGCACUGGCAAGUGAGACUGGCUGGCGUGGGCAGUCUGUGUGCAGGGAGAGUGGAGGUGUAUCAUCAUGGUGCCUGGGGCUCAGUGUGUGAUGACUUCUGGGACCUGGCCGAUGCCAGUGUGGUGUGCAGACAGCUGGGCUGUGGCCAUGCGCUGAGAGCUGCAGUAUCAGCUGAGUUUGGUGAGGGCUCUGGACCUGUCUGGAUGGAUGAUGUCAAAUGUGAAGGAAAUGAAUCUGCACUCUGGAACUGCCCCAGAGAAUCAUUGGAGAAAGGAAACUGCAGACACAAAGAGGAUGCUGGAGUGGUGUGUUCUGAGCACAAGCAACUCCGACUGGUCAGUGCUGAGUAUGACUGUGCUGGCAGGCUGGAGGUGCUCUACAAUGGCACCUGGGGCAGUGUGUGUUCCAAUGGAAUGGACUCCUUCACUGUUGACUUGAUCUGUAAGCAGCUGCAGUGCGGAGACAGUGGUGCUCUGCAGGAUGGACAACAGUAUGAAUCAGGCUCUGGUCCCAAGUGGUUAGACAAUAUGAAGUGUCUUGGACAUGAGUCUGUCCUGUGGCAGUGCUCUUCUUCACCAUGGGGGCAUAAUGAGUGCCAGGAUUCUGAAGAGGCAGAGAUUCAAUGUUCAGGAUAUAAAAAGAAGCCUGAAACAAUAACAAAUGACCCUGAAGACAAUGUUUGCACAGGGCCGCUGGUGAGACUUGUUGGGGCAGAGGGGUCGUGCUCUGGCAGGGUGGAAGUGUGUCAGAAGGGAGCCUGGGGGACAGUGUGUGAUGACUCUUGGGAUAUCCAGGAAGCUCAUGUGAUCUGCAGAGAGCUGGGCUGUGGAGUGGGCCUCUCUGCACUGCGGGAAGGUCAUUUUGGAGAAGGUAAAGGGACAGUGUGGCUGGAUGAGGUGAACUGCAGAGGCACAGAGAGGUCCCUGCAGGAGUGCUGUUCCUCACCUCCAGGGAUUCAUGACUGCACACACAAGGAAGAUGCUGCCGUCAUCUGUUCAGGGAUGCUGGCCGCUGGGGCUAAAGAAAGUGUUCUUUAG